Molecule: messenger RNA, 921 nt
Organism: Ananas comosus (pineapple)
Lineage: Eukaryota; Viridiplantae; Streptophyta; Magnoliopsida; Poales; Bromeliaceae
Exons: 1
Coding region: 1-921 (306 amino acids)
Molecular function (GO): zinc ion binding; nucleic acid binding
Source: RefSeq, a predicted model, not a curated record
AUGACUUUCAAGAAAUUUGAUCCGCCUACCUUUGAUGGAGAGGAUGUAGAUCCGUGGGUCAUUGAGAUGUGGAUCGAUUCCAUAGAAACACUCUUCGAGAAUCUGUACACGUUGGAGCGAGACAAGGCAAACCUAGCCGUGCACUAUCUGAAACAAUCGGCGAAGGUGUGGUGGAAAGGCGACAAACGAGAUCGAUCGCUUAGUCUCCCUCCUAUGGCGGGGGAAGAAUUUCGGGGAUUGUUGUUCUCUGCUUACUUUCCCGAUAGUGAGAAACGGAAGCUUCAGAAAAGGUUCCGGAAGCUCCGGCAAGGAGGUCGCUCAGUCAGGCAAUACAAGCGAAAAUUUUCUCGUCUCGUGCAUUGUGUCUCAGACGUAGUACGGGAUGAUAAGGAUAAGGCCGACUGCUUUGUGCGUGGACUUCGGCCGGAUCUUUAUAAUCCUGUGCUGAUGCUUAAGUUGCAGACUUUUGUGGAAGUCCUAGAUCGGGCCUUGUGGAUAGAACAAGGCGAGGCAUCUCUGCGGGAGAGGCGCGAGGCCUAUCACAAGGAAAAGGGGAAAGGACGACCAACGAGUGAACAUGAUGGUCAGUCAAGUUCCCAACAGACCUCAGUGAGUUCGCGCUCUCGAUCUCGAGCUCCGGGAACGUAUCACAUUCAGUCCUCGGUGAGAUGUGCAGUUUGUGGGGGCCCUCAUUUCCCACAGCAGUGUGAGCAGCGAGAGGGCAAGUGCUUCAAGUGUGGGCUGCCGGGCCAUAUGCGGGACGAGUGUUCGCAAGGUGAUAGUCGGGCCUUGACGCUGACGACGGCCUAUUCCUCUCCGGGACAACCUGCAGGUGUGCCACCUGCGGUAUGGUCGGGGGAGCAGCCGUUGAGGACGAUGCAACCAGAGGGUUCGCGGCGAGCCCCAAGUGGCCAUGGAUAA